ACCGCGGGCGCCACCAUGCAACACCCGGGCCCGCGCCUGUGGCUGGUGCUGCAGGUGAUGAUGGGCUCGUGCGCGGCCAUCAGUUCCAUGGACUUAGAGCGCCCUGGAGACAGCAAGUGCCAGCCGGUGGAGAUUCCCAUGUGCAAGGACAUCGGCUACAACACCACCCGCAUGCCCAACCUGAUGGGCCACGAGAACCAGCGCGAGGCGGCCAUCCAACUGCACGAGUUCGCGCCGCUCGUGGAGUACGGCUGCCACAGCCACCUCCGCUUCUUCCUGUGUUCGCUGUACGCGCCCAUGUGCACGGAGCAGGUCUCCACACCCAUCCCAGCUUGCCGGGUCAUGUGCGAGCAGGCCCGGCUCAAGUGCUCGCCGAUCAUGGAGCAGUUCAAAUUCAGGUGGCCGGACUCCCUGGAUUGCAGCAAACUCCCCAACAAGAACGACCCCAACUACCUGUGCAUGGAGGCACCCAACAACGGCUCGGAUGAGCCCAGCCGGGGCUCUGGCAUGUUUCCUCCGCUCUUCAGACCCCAGAGGCCCCACAGCGCGCAGGAGCACCCGCUAAAGGACGGGGGUCCGGGGCGCACAGGCUGUGACAAUCCAGGCAAGUUCCACCACGUGGAGAAGAGCGAAUCCUGCGCACCACUCUGCACCCCGGGAGUGGAUGUCUAUUGGAGCCGCGACGACAAGCGCUUCGCUGUGGUCUGGCUGGCCAUCUGGUCCGUGCUGUGCUUCUUCUCCAGCGCCUUCACCGUGCUCACCUUCCUUAUCGACCCGUCACGCUUCAGGUACCCCGAACGUCCUAUCAUCUUCCUCUCCAUGUGCUACUGCGUUUAUUCGGUGGGCUAUAUCAUCCGCCUCUUCGCGGGCGCGGAGAGCAUCGCCUGUGACCGGGACAGUGGGCAACUGUAUGUUAUCCAGGAAGGGCUGGAGAGCACGGGUUGUACCUUAGUCUUCUUGGUACUUUACUACUUCGGCAUGGCCAGUUCUUUAUGGUGGGUCGUCCUCACUCUCACUUGGUUUCUGGCUGCUGGCAAGAAGUGGGGACAUGAGGCCAUUGAAGCCAACAGCAGCUACUUUCACCUGGCAGCCUGGGCCAUCCCGGCUGUGAAGACCAUCUUGAUCCUGGUGAUGCGCAGGGUGGCAGGGGAUGAGCUCACUGGUGUGUGUUAUGUAGGCAGCAUGGAUGUCAAUGCACUGACCGGCUUCGUGCUGGUCCCGCUGGCUUGCUACCUAGUCAUCGGCACUUCCUUCAUCCUGUCCGGUUUUGUGGCUUUAUUCCACAUCCGGAGGGUGAUGAAAACGGGUGGGGAGAACACGGACAAGCUGGAGAAACUCAUGGUACGCAUAGGGGUCUUCUCGCUCCUCUACACCGUGCCGGCCACCUGUGUGAUCGCCUGCUACUUUUAUGAACGCCUCAACAUGGACUACUGGAAGAUGCUGGCCACCCAGCACAAGUGUAAGAUGAACAAUCAGACCAAGACACCUGACUGCCUCAUGACCACCUCCAUCCCUGCCGUGGAGGUCUUCAUGGUCAAAGUGUCCAUGCUUCUGGUGGUGGGCAUUACCAGUGGGGUGUGGGUCUGGACUUCCAAGACCCUGCAGUCCUGGCAACAGGUAUGCAGCCGGGGGCUAAAGAGAAAAAGCCGGAGGAAACCAGCCAGUGUGGUCACCAGUGCAGGGAUCUACAAAAAAGCCCAGCACCCCCAAAAACCUCAUCUUGGGAAGUAUGAGCUUCCCGCCCAGCCUUCAGCCUGCGUGUGA
Molecule: messenger RNA, 1764 nt
Organism: Apodemus sylvaticus (European woodmouse)
Lineage: Eukaryota; Metazoa; Chordata; Mammalia; Rodentia; Muridae
Gene: Fzd10
Product: frizzled class receptor 10
Exons: 1
Coding region: 16-1764 (582 amino acids)
Biological process (GO): non-canonical Wnt signaling pathway; canonical Wnt signaling pathway
Cellular component (GO): plasma membrane
Molecular function (GO): Wnt-protein binding; Wnt receptor activity
Source: RefSeq, a predicted model, not a curated record